GUUAGAUCGUUAGUUGUGUGACCGAAUAAACAUGUGUUGCACUUAGCACCGUGUGCUGCCUGCCGGCUUCGCCCCUGCGUAGGCGAAGAUAUAAUAGUGGCGACGAGGAUGGGAUCCGUGUGAAUCCGCACGGCCGACAGACGCCAGGCACUUUUGGGAGCGGAAGACUUCAACAUGGCAGCGGCUGGCAAGUUCGAACCCUUCCUCGAGGACGGAGACGAGGAUUUCGAAUCGUACAUCGAGCGGUUCGAGCACUUCCUUCGGGCGACCCAGGAGAACCGGAGCUGGCUUAAGGCGGCGGGAACAGUACUGGACGGGCCGAGAGUGGAAAACAAGGGUCCGCUCUCUAGGGACACUAGAGAGCCCACCUCGACCAGCACGCCUACUCGGCUCAACGAUCAGGACCCACCAGCAUCGAACUUGACGUCACCAGCAGUUGAAUCGGCAGGGCCUUCUACCCAGCCUUCUCCGGGCCUUCUACACGACAGCGGUCCGACGCUCGACAGUGGUCCCCAUAACGGCGACCCCUCGGGACAAUCAACACCGCAGCUUCGACGUUCUACCCGGUUGAGGCGACCGCCAGACCGGUACGUGCCGUGAGACGAAAACCUCGUGAGGGGAGAGGAGUGUUGUGUUAUCGUGUUUGUGCAUCGUGGUGCUGACGCAGACGCACUUCGCUAUCCGCGGUGACCCGGACUCGGACUGUUGGGCUUUGUGACGUCAAUGCUUGGUGUGAUAGUGGCUCGAGCAUGUAUAUAAGCAAC
Dermacentor silvarum is the source of this 764-nucleotide messenger RNA. RefSeq lists its product as uncharacterized. NCBI's taxonomy places the organism in Eukaryota, Metazoa, Arthropoda, Arachnida, Ixodida, Ixodidae. Bases 175 to 600 code for a protein of 141 amino acids. The record is from RefSeq and is a predicted model, not a curated record. The transcript has 2 exons.